Molecule: messenger RNA, 4017 nt
Organism: Gastrolobium bilobum
Lineage: Eukaryota; Viridiplantae; Streptophyta; Magnoliopsida; Fabales; Fabaceae
Product: auxin response factor 6-like
Exons: 14
Coding region: 1059-3767 (902 amino acids)
Biological process (GO): response to hormone; regulation of DNA-templated transcription
Cellular component (GO): nucleus
Molecular function (GO): DNA binding; protein binding
Source: RefSeq, a predicted model, not a curated record
UACAGGUACACACUCUCUUCUCCUUAAAAACACACCCAAAUGUUAUCAAAAAAAAAAAAAAAAAACACACCCAAAAAUACAAUGGCGGUUUUGUCCUAGUCCCUGAAUAGAAAGAGAGAGGUAAAAGAGAAAGAAACUGGUAAAGCAAUAGUCACAGCACGGCCACAGUCGCUGCCGCUACACCGGAACUGUUACCCAUUUUUCCAUUCCUGGUUAAAGACCGAGCCCGACCCGGCCCGGGCUUUUUCACCUUAUAAGGAAGCGUGAACACACUGUUUUCUUGUCCCCUCCAUGAAAAAGAACAAGUAGCUACGUUUGUAACUGGCCGUUUUCUGUUACAACUUUUUCUUCAGGUUCUGGCUCUGGAGUGAGUUAUUGUGCUGAUUCCCUAGUCCAUUUUGCUUUCUUUUUCUGGGGUUGGUUUGGUUCUCUUUGUUGAGAUCCGGUGUCUUCCGCGAUUCGCUGCUCCUUUGGCUGAGAUCUAUUUGGUUUUGGAUUUUCCUUGGUUGUCUGGUUUCUGGGUCGUGUUUGGUUUUUGAGGUUGUUGCCAAAUUUGGCAGUGAAAAAAAAAAGAGAGGAAAAAAAAAAAACAGAUACUGGAGCGGGUUAAUUGCUCUUGGUGCUAAAAAAGUUGUAUCAUGAAGUGUUGUGUUGAAGAUUGGAACUUUGGGGGGUGGGGAUUGAGGAGGAUCGGAACGAAUGAAGGGGGGAAGUAAAGCAAUUGUCUUUUGUUGUGAAACAGGUUUUGGUUGAGGGUUUAAAGGGUGGGAAUCUCUUUGAGUCUCUUGGCAUUUCUAGUUGAUGGUUGAGAAAAUUCAGUAUCUGGGUGUUUGAGUUUUGUUUAGAUUUAAAUGGGUUUUGGUUGGUGAAGGGGGGAUAAAAUUAAGAAGAAUGAUAUUCUGGAGUAGGAAGGAAGAGACGAAAGGGAUUGUUUUUGGGUCUGGGGUUCACCUUGUGGGAACUUUGUUGCUGCUCGAUUGGUCUACUUAAGUGUGUGCUUGAAUCAUUGAUAUUGUGCUCGGUGUUUCACGGUUUGAAAUUGCUGAAACUUAGCUGAAAUGAAACUCUCUUCAGCUGGUGCUGGUUUUUGCCCUCCACCCCAGGAAGGAGAAAAGCGAGUUCUAGAUUCAGAACUUUGGCAUGCAUGUGCUGGUCCUCUUGUUUCUUUACCAGCUGUUGGAAGCCGAGUGGUCUACUUUCCCCAAGGUCACAGUGAACAGGUUGCUGUGUCUACAAACAGGGAAGUGGAUGCCCAUAUCCCCAACUAUCCAAGCUUACCUCCCCAACUUAUUUGUCAACUUCAUAACAUGACGAUGCAUGCUGAUACUGAGACAGAUGAAGUAUACGCACAGAUGACCUUGCAACCUCUGAAUCCUGAAGAGCAAAAGGAGGCGUACCUUCCAUCAGAGUUGGGCACUCCGAGUAAACAGCCAACAAACUACUUUUGCAAAAUUUUGACAGCCAGUGACACAAGCACUCAUGGAGGGUUCUCUGUUCCUCGCCGGGCAGCUGAAAAAGUUUUUCCUCCAUUGGACUUCUCACAACAUCCUCCUGCUCAGGAGUUAAUUGCAAGGGAUUUGCAUGGCAAUGAAUGGAAAUUCAGACAUAUCUUUCGCGGCCAGCCCAAAAGGCAUCUGCUUACAACAGGAUGGAGUGUCUUUGUUAGUGCUAAAAGACUUGUUGCUGGUGAUUCGGUGCUGUUUAUCUGGAAUGAAAAAAAUCAAUUGCUUCUUGGCAUUCGGCGUGCUAAUCGACCACAACCUGUGAUGCCUUCUUCAGUGUUGUCAAGUGAUAGCAUGCACUUGGGGCUUCUUGCUGCUGCAGCUCAUGCAGCUGCAACAAACAGUCGUUUCACCAUUUUCUAUAACCCCCGUGCUAGCCCGUCAGAAUUUGUCAUACCCUUAGCGAAGUAUGUUAAAGCUGUGUAUCAUACUCGAGUUUCAGUUGGUAUGCGCUUCAGGAUGUUGUUUGAAACUGAGGAGUCUAGUGUGAGGCGAUACAUGGGCACAAUAACUGGCAUUAGCGACUUGGAUCCUAUCAAGUGGCCAAAUUCACAUUGGCGCUCAGUCAAGGUUGGCUGGGAUGAAUCCACAGCAGGAGAGAGGCAACCUCGAGUGUCUCUAUGGGAAAUUGAGCCAUUAACAACAUUUCCGAUGUAUCCAUCUCCAUUCCCCCUUAGGCUUAAAAGACCAUGGCCUACAGGACUUCCUCCGUUCCAUGCAGGUUUGAAGGAUGAUGAUUUUGGCAUAAAUUCUUCACUAUUGUGGCUUCGGGACACAGAUAGAGGUCUUCAGUCUCUUAAUCCUCAGGGGAUUGGCGUUAGUCCUUGGAUGCAACAAAGACUUGAUCCCUCCAUGGUGAAUUUGCAAACAGAUAUGUACCAGGCUAUGGCUGCUGCUGCACUUCAGGAUAUGAGGCCUUUGGAUCCUUCCAAACAGCAUCAUGCAUCUUUACUUCAAUUUCAGCAACCACACAACUUCCCCAACAGGACUGCUGCUUUAAUGCAGACACAGAUGUUGCAGCAGUCUCAACCUCAGCAGGCUUUUCCAAAUAAUCAAGAAAAUCAUCAUCCAUCUCAAUCUCAAUCUCAAGCUCAAAUGCAUCUUCAACAGCAUCUACAGCAUCAGCACUCGUUCAGUAAUAAUAGUAAUCAUCUUCAUCUGCAGCAGCAACAACCACAACACCAACAGCAAGUGGUAGAUCAUCAGCAAAUUUCAGGUGCUGUGUCUACAAUGUCUCAGUUUGUUUCGGCACCUCAACCUCAAUCACCACCUAUGCAAGCUAUAUCUUCACUCAGCCAUCAACAAAGUUUCUCUGAUUCAACUGGGAACCCUGUGACUACUACUAUUGUUUCUCCCCUGCAUAGUAUAUUGGGUUCAUUUCCCCAGGAUGAAACAUCUAACCUUCUCAACAUUCCGAGAACAAGCUCUUGGGUUCCUGUUCAACCUUCAACUGCAUGGCCCUCCAAGCGUGUUGCAUUGGAUCCUCUCCUUUCUUCUGGAGCAUCUCAAUGUGUUCUGCCUCAGGUGGACCAGUUGGGGCAGCCACAGAGUACCAUGUCUCAAAAUGCUAUUACAUUGCCACCCUUUCCUGGUAGGGAGUGCACUAUAGAAGGCAGCACUGAUCCACAAAACCAUCUUUUGUUUGGUGUUAAUAUAGAGCCCUCGUCGCUUCUAGUGCAUAAUGGGAUGUCAAGCCUUAAGGGGAUCAACAGCAACAGUGACUCAUCAACAAUACAUUUUCAAUCUUCUAAUUACCUGAAUACCACAGGCACUGAUUCUUCAUUGAAUCUUGGAAUGACACACGACAUUGGUGAGUCGGGCUUCCUGCAAACUUCAGAAAAUGGGGGCCAAGGAAACUCACCAACUAAAACCUUUGUGAAGGUUCACAAGUCAGGGUCCUUCGGAAGAUCAUUGGAUAUCACUAAAUUCACCAGCUACCCUGAGCUGCGCAGUGCGCUUGCUCAUAUGUUUGGCCUUGAAGGUGAGCUGGAGGACCCAAGAUCAGGCUGGCAGCUUGUAUUCGUUGACCAAGAGAAUGAUGUUCUUCUCCUUGGUGAUGGCCCUUGGCCGGAAUUUGUAAAUAGUGUAUGGUGCAUCAAGAUACUUUCCCCUCAGGAAGUGCAGCAAAUGGGCAAUGGCCUAGAGCUUCUGAACUCCGUUCCAAUUCAGAGGCUCUCUAAUGGCAUUGGUGAUGACUACGCUGGCCGUGAGGACCCAAGAAAUUUAAGCACCGGGAUAACAACUGUGGUAUCUUUAGACUACUGAAUGAUGUGACAAUCAAUUAAUACUAAGAAUUUCUUCACUCUCUCUCUCUCUCUCUCUCUCUCUCUUGUAUUAUUACCCUUAUCAACCCUUUUGACAAUGAUGGGAAGUGCCGCCUAGUUGUAGUUUGUAGUCUACUUAUAAGCCUUUUUUUUUUUUGUCUUUGUUUUCCUGUUUUUUGCUGCUUAGGACCAUUCAUAAGCUAAACGCUGUAACUAUAUGGCAUCUUGUCAUUGUGCUAUCUACAAUAUAU